Molecule: messenger RNA, 630 nt
Organism: Verticillium alfalfae VaMs.102
Lineage: Eukaryota; Fungi; Ascomycota; Sordariomycetes; Glomerellales; Plectosphaerellaceae
Product: naringenin 3-dioxygenase
Exons: 2
Coding region: 1-630 (209 amino acids)
Source: RefSeq, a predicted model, not a curated record
AUGUCCUUCACAUCUAUUCCGAUUCUUGACCUCGCGCUCGCUCGUGAUCCCGAAACGAAACCCAAGUUUCUUGAGGAUCUCCGCCAUGCACUCCUGGAAGUCGGCUUUCUGUAUCUCAAGAAUGUCGGCAUUUCGGAUGAGCUCUUCAAUCAAGUCAUUGCAGAAGGGAAGGGCUUCUUUGAGAUUCCCCAGGAGGAGAAACUGAAAAUUGAGAUGAAGAACGCAAAAUCGUUCCUCGGGUACUCCCAGCUCUCAGCAGAGAUCACAGCCGGUGCCAUCGACCACAGAGAGCAGAUUGACCUCUCAACAGAGCAUCCCGUCCCGGGUCCCCUGGACCCCCUCUACUACAAUCUGCACGCCCCCAACCAGUGGCCCUCGCCUUCGGUGCUGCCGAACUUCCGCCAGACGUUCACAGACUACAUGGAUCGCAUGGGCGCCAUCUCCGUCGCGUUUACGUCCCUCAUCGCCGAGGCAAUCCAGCUCCCGGCGGACGCGUUCAACAAGUACUUUGACGCCCACCAGCAGCACAAGCUCAAGGUGGUCAAGUACCCCGGACCUGCAGGAGCUCGGCCUCGGCGACGCCCAGGGGCCAGGGCCGUCGGCCCGCACAAGGGACAGCAUGCUGACUAG